AUGAUUCUAAGAUUGUUGGCUCUACUACUCUCUUCCGCUUUGGUGGCCAAUGCCUGGAAUAGAAGGGACCAGCCUCGUCUACAGUUCGUCCGUCGCGAAAACGCGCGCGGGGCAACUUUGGAUGCAGGUCUCAGCGCAUUUGUCGAUGCAGCCGGGGCGACAAGAGUGGUGCAAGGAGCCAGUCCAGAUGCUCUCACAAUUCCCCCAACCAACUCCGCCAACUCCGCCAACUCCGCCAACUCCGCCAACUCCAACGACACCGACACAGAUGCCACUCAGGAGUCCGCUGCAGACAUGAGCAUACUUGAGCAAACGGUGAGCGAGGUGCAUAACGCCACUGAUGAGGGCUGGGACGAGUUGGACACACAGCCUGAUCCCGUCAACUACUCGGAGGCUGAGAUCUUGGACUAUAGCGAAGAUGAUCAGACCGACAGCAUCGAGCCCCUGAACUCCACGGCCGAGGACUGCUACUUUUCGGAGGAUGGCCUCUCAGAGCCUGACUCUCUAAUCAGCGUUGAAGGUGUGGAUGAGGAAGAUGAGCAGGUGCAGAAUUCGACUUCCAAUUCCGACGGAGGACUUCUGGACAGAGAUGCGGUGAUUGAGGGCUUUCUCAACUCCGUCGACGAUGACGAUUUGAGAGAUAUCGGCGAGUCAGGAUGGUGGGGUCGCUGGGCCGAACGUGAGCGCGAAGAAGGUCGGACACAGGCGGAGGCAGAGCCAGACUCACCAUUUCACAGUGCGAAGCCGCCAGUGCCCGGCCGUCGACGGAGCCAGCCCAAGCGAAGCGCAAAACAGGAGACUCCGAAAUGCCUGCUUGGAAAGUACUGGUGUGAGCAGUUCGAAAAAGCAGGUGUGGCCAUAGCUGACCAAGCAAAGAUCUCUUUCAAGGGCAAUGAAUGGCUGUACAACGCUGAAGGGACGAAAGUCGGAAAAGGAAAUCACGACAAAGACUGCGACCAGAAGAUCUACUUCUGCGCUGGGCAGGCCAAGUAUGGUUCUGGAAUCAAGCAAGCCCAGGCGGUCAAAGAGGCGAUUCAGAACCACGGCGUGCACCCGGAGAAGGCCGACUGCCCGCUCGGGAAGUACUGGUGCAAAGUCCUGGAAGCCGCAGGCAUCGCGAAGAAGGACCGUGGGUCCAUCCGCACGAAAGAUGGCGAAUGGUACUUCCGGGGCAAAGGCACCAAAGUCGGAUUCGGCUCCUACAAAGAGAAAUGCCCGCAGAAGUUCGUCUGUGCUGGUGGGAGGAAGUAUGGAAUGGGAAUUCAACAAGCACGAGAAGUGAAGAAAGCCGUCGAGAACGGAGGUGUCCAUCCCACCAAGGUGCAGUGCACCUUGAGCAAGUACUGGUGCGCCCAACUGCAGAGGGCAGGCCUAGUUCGCAACGACCAGGGAAGGCUGAGUGUCCGGAAUGGAGUGUGGUACUUCAAAGACAAGAGUACGGGAGUCGGCUACGGAUCCUUCAAGAGGACAUGUGACAGCCGGAAGGUUUUUUGUGCAGGUCGAAAGACCUUCGGUCUCGGUAUCCAACAGGCGCGGGCAUUGAAAGAAGCUCUUCAGAACGGCGGCUUGCAUCCCGACAUGGUGCCGUGUAGAUUGGGCAAGUACUGGUGCCCGCUGAUGAGACGUGCAGGAAUACGUGGGCGCGACAUUGUCAAGAUCACGUUCAAGCGCAACGAGUGGUUUUUCGACGGGAAGCCAGUGAGAGUUGGCCACGGAUCGUACAAGGCGCACUGCGAUAGCGCGAGGAUAUUUUGCGCCGGUGGCACCAAAUACGGCUUUGGCAUUCUUCAAGCGCGAGCGGUGAACACAGCCAUACAGAGCGGAGGAAUCCACCCUGCAAAGGCCAACUACAGAAGCUUCCGGAACUUCUGUGUCCUUGACAAUGGUAAAGAUGCGCCCCAGGAUGCUGGACGGGUGACAAAGAAUCUCGAGGGCUGCGAAGCGGCAUGCGACCUUUCGGCUGGUUGCAGAGGGUUCGAAUGGUAUGCCAAUGGCUGGAACAGGAGGAACUGCUUCCUCUUCAUCAACCAGCCUGUUUCAAAGGGCAGUUCAGGUGCCAGAAGAGGGAAGCAGUGGAAAGAUGCGAUGUGUUUCGUCAAAAAGGAACGGCGAUGCACUGUAUUCCCGAAGUGGAGAAUGACAUGGCUGGGAGAACAUGUUCAGAUCUCCCUGGGCAAGCACAAGUACGGUGCAAGGCUUGCGUGGAAGACUUGCUUCGAGCUAUGCGAGAUGGAAAGCGAGUGCAAGCAGGUUGUUUGGAGCAAGAGUGGCUGUUUCGGCAUGCUGGCCCGGAGUGAUGACGAUCAAAACAGCAAAGGUGGAAAAAAUACUGGGUUCAUCUCGGCACAUUGCUUCGACAAGGAUACCUUGCACCAUGUGCGCACUUGUUCACAGUGUGGUAAGAAUCUAUGUCAAGAGCAAAGAAAGAACGAGAAACAUCUGGAGUCUUUCUACAUGAUGGGCUCUUCGCUCCAGUCCUGGGGAUGUGCCAAUCUCUGGACAAAACCAUAUGGCACAGUUCGCAAUUCUGACACCGGUGCCGUCUACGUUGUCGAAAAUCGGGCAGAGCAGGCAGCGACGUGUCCAUUUCUGGCGCCACACUUCGGUGCGCUCUCCCAAGUUCUUUGUGAAGAUGGGACUUACGUGAAGGACUGGAGCUGUAUGAAAGGAGGUCAUGGUCAACGUGCCCAAUGCCCGGCAAACUCUCCCACGAUGUGUGCUCACCAGACAUGCGGUGCGGAUAAGAAGGACUACUGCUGCAGCUCUUCUUGCCUGAAGCUUGGCGGACCGCGCCCCUGUGCUGAGGGGGUGGAUUGGUUUGUGAACAAGCAGGCGCUUGGCUGGCACAAGCUGCAGGAGAAGUGUGAAGCGCAUGGAAAGCGUCUGUGCACGUAUUCGGAGCUGUGCCAAAAGAAGGGCCAACGGCCGCUUGGAGGCCUUCAGUCCGUGUCGGACGCAUGGUGCCCGGUCUUGGAAGAUGACAUGACUCGCCCAAAUUAUGUGCAAGUUGGCGCAACACUGCGCCAUCCGACCUGCAAGAAGCUGACCGAGGAUCAUCUGCUCGAUGCAGUGUCCUGGCCCUUGAGCGACGAGCGCGCCGACCUGCGCGAGGUCUAUGCCUGCUGCGAGGGCUGGACCGGCCGUGGAUCACAGUGGCGGGGGCGGGACCUCACCUGGCGUCAUCAGAGCUCGCGCGACCGCUUGACCAUCAGCGGGAGACAGUGGUCGGGUGGAAAGGUCUAUUAUCAGAAGUUGCCAAGCUAUCUCUCCGCCCAUUUUCCUAUGCAGGGGACGCGGGAUGUGAACACUGGCAACUCCAAUGAGCUCAUCUUGUCAGAGCCCGCGCUGGUGUACUUGUUUCGGGUGGCCAACUGGGCAAAAGUGCCCUUGACCGAGUGGACCGACACGGGAGACGUCGGAAGCUAUCUCGGCAGCCCCUACGCGGGGAAGGUGCGGAUUUACUGGAAGUUCCUUGAUUCGGGCAAGCACGUCAUCGACAACUUCUCAGGCAUGUACCUCUUGACCAGCCCUUGGCUGCCGACCUGCGUGGGCGCUGAAGGCUUGAAGGUUCCCGAAGGCUUCGUGUGGCCGGAGCAGUACCCGAAGAAAGCGGCCUCCACCAUCGAAGAGGUCUGGGAGAACAAUCGCAAGGGGGCCUACGGUCGCAAAGUACAAGGCAUGAAGUUUGCGGCGCUAACUCUGAAGGAGUCGCAGGAUAGCGGUGGAGCCUACUACCUCCUCUUCAGCAACCGGCCGCCAAGUGACAAAGCUUUGCCAGGAAGCGACUGCUCCGCAGGCGUCUCCAUACAAUACGGCACGAAGCCAAAGUCCAAAGUCAGGAACAAGGGCGAGUUUGUGCCGACCUUUUCGGGGACCACUUGGAAGGUCUACAUGGAAGUUGAGCUGUGGGAGCAGUUCGGCAGCACGCAUGCCAAGUGCUUGGAAGAGACGCCUGAGACCCUGACCGAAGUUGCAGACCAGUCGGAAUGUCAAAUGCAAGCUGUGGCCAAGAGCCAUCGUUACUACCAGUUCCUUCAGAACACGAAGGGCAUGUCCAAGUGUGUGACUUCCAGCAGCUGCGAGGCACCAAUGACAGGCGCGGUGGCCGCUUGGCGGGUCUUCUCCAAAGAGGGGCCCUGGCGGCGACACGGAUCCGGGAGCCGCUGCGGUGUCGCCUCGGCGUUGGACUUCAGGUCUUCUGGUCACUGUACCAACGGACUGGUGUAUUCCUCCAAUGCUUGGGAGCUGGCGGACAGCAGAUGGGGAAAGAAAGACUUCCAGACAGCUCAAUACAAGGCAUGGAUGAAGCUUGCCUGGGAGAAGUGCUUACAGCGGGAUCCCAAAACCACUUUCGUGAGUGUGUGGACGGAUGCCGGCUACAGGUGCUUCAAGACAAUGGAUUGCAAGCCGAACACAGCGACGGGUGUCAGGACUUGGUCGGCAGUUGGCCUGAGCAAGGCAUUUGUGCACGUGAAAGCUUCUGGUGGCAUUACAAGCGAGAAGUCCUUCUUGAGCACUGUGCCUGCUGGCACCAAAGUAGACUUGUUCGCGAAGGAUGACUUCAGCGGCCGUCAGCGCUGGACCAUCAGCAAGGGGAGUGGAGAUUGGUACACUAUCCGAGCGCUUGGGGGUGUGCAGCCAGGCCGCGUGUUUUUGAGUGUGAGCGCCACUGGCGACAAGGUGGACCUGCAUGGGAAGGACGAUGGCAGCGGCCGUCAGAGGUGGAGGAUCUCCCGCGGCACUGGAGACUGGUACCACAUAUCCAUUGCUGGCGGAGUGAGCGGCAAGCGGCGAUUCCUCAGCACCACCGAACGCGGUGAUGUGGUGGACUUGCAAGUGGCUGAUGAUGGAAGUGGACGGCAGAGGUGGCUCAUUGGUUUCGAGGCAGAUGCUGAACGGCUGUCUUCAUGGGCAGAGCAUAACUUCAACGAUCGAGGCAACUCUCAGUUGGUGCAAUCGAAGACCUUCACCUAUCGGCUAAGCACCGGGUAUACUUGCUCGCUCACUGGCUGGACUCACACCCGAACUUACGCUCGGGGCUUCUUGCGAGCGAGUGCUGGCACGGCGACGGCCACUGUGAAAGACCUGGAGCCGAGCGCUUUCUACGUUUGGAGAAUUUACCAAUUCGCCAGCUUUGGUGCGGGCACAAACACGCUGGCCGUGAAUGGCGUGAAAGAGGGCAGCACGAUAUCGCGCGCGCUGACAGACUCCGCUCCGACAAAGUUGGGCAUGACACAGGCAGACAUGCAGGGCCGCAUCUCCUUCACAUUCACACGCCUGUCAAUCCACGUGCAGCUGUCUGGACUGACCAUGAAGCGCCUCGAUGAGAUGACCGACGAGCACCUAACAUCCUUGGAAGAGAAUCAUUUCAACACGCGCGGCGAUUCCAGCCUGAACGAGCGGCUGGUCUAUUCCUAUGUGCUGGGACAUGGCUACAAGUGCGACCUGACUGGCUGGACCCACACACGAAAGUAUGCACACGGCUUCUUGCGGAACAAGCCCGGCGAAGGCAAAGCAACGAUUUCCGGGCUGGAGCCUGGUGCAGAAUAUGCUUUCAAAGUGUAUCAAUAUGCAGCCCAGUUUGCCGGCAAGAGCGAAAUCGUCGUGAACGGUGACUCCAAAGGGCUUGCCACUGCAACCAAGUCGCCCGAAGCAACGAAGCUGGGCCUGGCUCAAGCUGAUGGGCAUGGCAAGCUCCACUUCGCCUUCAGGAGAAUAUCACAUCAUGUGCACCUGUCUGGUUUGGCCAUUGGGCGAAUCAGCAGCGAGCCUGCUGUGGUGUCGGUUGGAAGCCUGGAUAUCUGCAAGGAGGACUGCCUUCGCAGACCCUCAUGCACAGGUUUCGAACUCAAGGAUGGGAAAUGUGCAUUUUGGAGUACUCCCAUGCGUGUGAGCACCGGCGUCUCUGAAGCUUCCGAGUGCAUUUCCCUGCUGCCCGAGUUGAUUUAUCCUCGUCAACACACGGGGUAUGGCGGAGACAACAAGCGUUGGAGACGGGGUCCAGGUGGCCCGAAGGGAACUGACGUGGGUAACGGGGAGUCGCAGUACCAAGCUGGCCCAUACGAAGUCCUGUCACUUGGGACACGCCGUCUUUGUGAGCAGAGCUGCAGCCAGCGCACGUGGUGUGCUGGCUAUGCUUUCAAGCACACGAAGGCGCAGGGCUCUCUUCCGGACUGGCAGCUUGGGGUAUGCCAGCUCGUCGGACGGCGAAUGUCAACGGCAACGAAGGUGGGCCAAGUGGCCUCCUUCAGCAAGGCUGGGCUCUGGCAAAGCCACGGUCCGAGCAAAUGCCAAGUGACGCCAAGCAUGAUCUUCAAGGAACACGGCCACUGCACCAAAGGUCAGACGUACAGCUCCCGAGCAUGGGAGCUUGCCACGCCUGCAGGCGGUCGGAAAGGCUUCGCUUCGCCGGAGUAUUCCUCAUGGCUUUCCUUGGCAUGGAGGAGGUGCCAACGAAAAGACCCUAAGAAUACGCUUGUGAGUGUGUGGACGGAUGCCGGAUAUCGGUGUUACAAAACGGCUUCUUGUGGUGUCAAGGCUGAUGCUCUCACGAGGUCGUGGAGUGCAAUUGGCCCAGAGAAGCUAUCGUCCCUUGCAGAGCAGAACUUCAAUGACCGUGGGCAAAGGACGCUGAAUACCAGAACUGCCUACAAAUACAAGCUCAGCAACGGCUUCGCAUGUACCUUGAGAGGAUGGACCCACACCAGGAGCUAUGCAAAGGGCUUCCUGCGCAACAAGCCAGGGACUGCCUCAGCCAUCAUCACUGGUCUGCAGCCCGGCCAAAGCUAUAUCUGGCAACUCUACCAGUACGCCUCCCUGUUCCCGGGCAAGAACGGUGUGCGGGUCAACGGCCGGGAUGAGGGUGCCACCUCGCAGACAAAGUCCGACGGGCCGACGAUGCUGGGGAUGGCCCAAGCUGACUCCAGGGGACAAAUUCUGUUUGGCUUUGCACGAAAUGCGCACCAUGUUCAUCUUUCCGGCCUGGCAAUGAGGAAGCUCAAUGAGGCACGGACAGAGCUGCUGUCGACACUGACUCAAAAUUCCUUUCACAUGCGGCGGCGUGGGAAUCGGAAUCUUGACAGGAACAACGGUUACAUCUACAGACUGAGCAACGGCUACAACUGUGAGCUCAAGGGCUGGACCCACAGCCGAGACUACGCCAGAGGCUUUCUACGAAAUGUGGUUGGCAAAGCAACAGCCGUGGUGUCUGGCUUGGAACCAGGAGCUCUCUACUCCUGGAAAGUCUAUCAAUACGCGUCCCAGUUCAGCGGCAAGAAUGGGCUUUCUGUGAAUGGCGAGUUCAUGGGCCUGACUUCGGCAUCGCGUCGUACGGAUGCCACCAAAACUGGAGCCCAUAGAGCCAAUGUCCACGGACGAAUCAUUUUCGAGUUUCAGAGGAGGUCGCCUCAUGUUCACGUUUCUGGGAUUGCCUUGGGCAAGGUUUCUGAGGCUGGAGAUGGGUAUUUGUCGUCCGUCGAUGACAACAACUUCAAUGACCGGGGUGACACCAAUCUGAAUCCGGCGGCCUCUUAUGCCUACAGGUUAAGCAAUGGAUACUCGUGUACGCUGAGGGGAUGGACCCACACCAGGUACUAUGCCAAGGGCUUCCUGCGGAAUAAAGCAGGCAGUGCUACAGCGGUGGUGUCUGGCCUAGAGCCUGGCAAGUUGUAUUCUUGGAAGAUUUACCAGUAUGCUGCUGCGUUUGCGGGCAGGAACAAGAUGCGAGUAAAUGGCGGGAACAUUGUGUGGACAACUUCGUCCAAAAGCAAUGUGCCAACUCGAACGGGUUUGACGAAGGCGAAGUCUUCUGGUCAAAUCUCGUUCGAGUUUGUCCGCACGGCACAUCAUGUGCAUUUGUCUGGCAUCGCGAUUGGUAGAGUAGAGGAGGCUGAAGCCCCCGAUUUCCAGGAGCUCAGCUCCGACAACUUGGAUGCAUGCAAAAGAAGCUGUGAAAAGAAGCCAAGUUGUCAGGGUGUUCAGUACGACACGCCAAAAAAGCGCUGUGGCUUGUGGUCAAGUCCCUUCGAGUCCGUUCCAGCCACGGGCGAAGAAGGUGUGGAGUGCUUGUCCUGGCGGCAGCUCUGA
Symbiodinium natans is the source of this 8085-nucleotide messenger RNA. NCBI's taxonomy places the organism in Eukaryota, Dinophyceae, Suessiales, Symbiodiniaceae. The record is from the annotation of a GenBank genome assembly.